AAUAUAAAAGCAGAUUGAAUUGUAAAUCCCUGCAGUCUGUUUGAAGAUAUCCAGUAAUGAUGAUGAAACCAAGAACUUUUAUUCUCCUAGCCAGUCUGUUGGGAGCUAAAUGUAUUCUUGCUGAAAGUACCCUACCAGAGUAUAUGAUAGGUGAAUAUGAGUAUGUUUCUGGUGACAACUAUGAUAAAUUUCUGUCUGCUAUUGGAAUAGGACUUUUUCAAAGGACUCUCUUGGCCGCCACAUCCCCCAAGCAAACAAUCAGGCAGGUCGGUGACGAAAUAGAGAUAAUUGUAGAUAUAGGUAUUGGAGGCAGAAUAGCCCAGUCAAACUUUAAGCUUGGAUCUCCUUAUGUCGAGACAACCUUGAAGGGGGAUAAAAUUCCUACAAUUGCAACACUAGAGGAAAACAAGUUGAAGAAGGUGAAGAAGCCUGACAACGGUCUCGAGGUCGAGGAGGUCAGAGAGUUCCUUGACAACGGGAACACCAUGAACUUGUACCUCAGUGUUAUUGGAAAGCCUGAAGCCGAUGCCCUGAGAGUCUUUAAGAAGAAAAACUAAAAACUAUAAUUAUGAAAAAAUAUUUAUCUAUUAAUUUAGAAAAACAACCAGUAUUAUAAAA
Molecule: messenger RNA, 618 nt
Organism: Eurytemora carolleeae
Lineage: Eukaryota; Metazoa; Arthropoda; Copepoda; Calanoida; Temoridae
Product: myelin P2 protein
Exons: 8
Coding region: 57-557 (166 amino acids)
Biological process (GO): fatty acid transport
Cellular component (GO): cytosol; nucleus
Molecular function (GO): fatty acid binding
Source: RefSeq, a predicted model, not a curated record